AUGGAAAAGGUUUUCGCAAAGUCUAUCGUUAAGCGCUUCCGCCCCAGUGGAAUGGAAACGGCCCGCUUAACCAAUUCCGGCACAGAAGCCAAUAUGCUGGCCAUUGCUGCCGCCUUACAUUUCACCAAGAGGCGAAAAGUUCUCGUCUUUAGCGGUGGUUAUCACGGAGGGACACUGAUCUUCUCUAUGGAUUUGAUGAAGAAUCGGUGUAAUGUAAACCUGCCUCACGACUUCGUUUUCGCACCUUUCAAUAAUAUUGAAGAGACAAAGGCUAUCGUUCAAGCUUUGCCUGCUGAAAGCCUUGCUGCCAUCCUUGUUGAGCCGGUUCAAGGCUCUGGCGGUUGUCGUCCGGCCACAAGGGAGUUUAUCCAAUACUUGCGGCGAUCUGCAGAUGACCAAAGAUGCCUGCUGAUCAUAGAUGAGGUCAUGACAUCGAGGCUUUGUCCGAAUGGUUGCAGCGCCGCCAUGGGAAUCAAAGCUGAUCUCAUGUCACUGGACAAGUUUGCUGGCGAUAGCAUGGCUUUUGGGGCAUUUGGAGGAAGACGGGACAUCAUGGAGGUGUUUGAUCCAGAGAAAUCAGGUCUCCAACAUCCUGGAACUUACAUCAAUAACGCGAUAACUAUGUCUGCGGGUAUUGCUGGCCCGGAGGAGAAGAAUGCCGCGCAGGUGGAGAGACUGAAUGCUCUCGGGAUCGAAUUUAAGACAAGGAUCCAGGAAAUUCUCAUUACACAUGGCAUAUAUGCGCCGCAUCCUGCAGGCGCUUCACGUUCCAUCGCCGAGACCGACAGCUUCAAGUAUCAGACUAUGAUCUGCCCUGAUAGCCCAUCAUGCCCUGCCCACGAGCGCCUCCCUAUCAUCUUUGUCACCGGUUAUGGUGGCAUGGUCACUGUUCGCUUUAGUGGAUUCCAUGCUAAGGAAUUGCAGACUCUUUAUUAUUUCCAUAUGCUUGAGCAUAAGGUAUAUCUCGCACCUCGACAUUAUACUGCAUUGUACUCGGAGCUCCACGAUGCUGAUGUUGACAAAUAUUACGUGUGCAUUCAGGUUCGUGGGCCAAAUAAGAUUGGAUAG
Messenger RNA from Clonostachys byssicola, 1068 nucleotides. The record is from the annotation of a GenBank genome assembly. NCBI's taxonomy places the organism in Eukaryota, Fungi, Ascomycota, Sordariomycetes, Hypocreales, Bionectriaceae.